Molecule: messenger RNA, 3659 nt
Organism: Sorex fumeus (smoky shrew)
Lineage: Eukaryota; Metazoa; Chordata; Mammalia; Eulipotyphla; Soricidae
Gene: PRDM15
Product: PR/SET domain 15
Exons: 25
Coding region: 232-3657 (1141 amino acids)
Biological process (GO): cell fate commitment; regulation of transcription by RNA polymerase II
Cellular component (GO): cytoplasm; nucleus
Molecular function (GO): DNA-binding transcription factor activity; RNA polymerase II cis-regulatory region sequence-specific DNA binding; histone deacetylase binding
Source: RefSeq, a predicted model, not a curated record
GCGGAUCGCAACCCGGAGUCGGGAUCCGAGCCCGCUGUGCACAUUCCAGGGGCAGAGAGCAAGACGCCGUGGUGGGGACCGAGCCACCGAGCCCCUUUGCAUGGCCAGCGGAAGGUCGUGGCUGCCGGAGAAGACUGCUGGCAGCCCCCUGGACUGCUGUGACUGGGGGACAGGGCGGCCGUCCACAGCCUCUGCCCCCUGGGGUGGAAGCCAGCACCUGAGGUGUCCGCCAUGGCCGAGGAAGGCAGCGAGGAGAUCCUGUUUGUCUGGUGUGAGGACUGCAGCCAAUACCACGACUCCGAAUGUCCCGAGCUGGGCCCUGUGGUCAUGGUCAAGGACUCCUUUGUGCUCAGCAGAGCCAGGUCAUCCCUUCCCUCCAAUCUGGAGAUCCGGCGACUGGAGGACGGGGCAGAAGGCGUGUUUGCCGUGACACAGCUGGUGAAGAGGACGCAGUUCGGUCCCUUUGAGUCCAGGAGAGUUGCCAAGUGGGAGAAGGAGUCUGCAUUCCCGCUGAAGGUGUUCCAGAAGGACGGGCACCCCGUAUGCUUCGAUACGUCCAACGAGGACGACUGCAACUGGAUGAUGCUAGUGCGGCCAGCGGCAGGCGCCGAGCACCAGAACCUCACGGCCUACCAGCGCGGCUCCGACGUUUACUUCACCACACUGCGGGACAUCCCACCGGGCACCGAGCUGCGCGUGUGGUAUGCCGCCUUCUAUGCCAAGAAGAUGGACAAGCCCACGCUGAAGCAGGCCUGUGCCAGCGCCCCAGCUGCAGGCACCCCCGAGAACAGUGCCCCCACGGACUCGGAGCCCAGCCACUGGGGGUGCAAAGUGUGUGCGGCGGUCUUCACGGAGCUGCAGCUUCUGAAUGAGCAUUUGUUGGGUCACUUGGAACAAGCCAAGACUGUGCCUCCGGCCAGCCAGCACACAGCCUCCGCAGAGAAAGGGCCUGAGGGCCCCCCCGGGGAGCCGCCCCCUGCUCCCAAGGGCACUGGGAGCCCCAAGGAGCAGAAGAAGAAGCCUCGAAGGGGGAGAAAACCCAAAGGCUCAAAACCUGAGCAGCCGCUGGUCAUCGUGGAAGGCAAGGGGCCUGCAGAGCAAGUGGCCGAGAUCGUAACUGAGGUGCCCCCAGACGAGCCGGUGCCCGCCGCGCCCGACGAGCGGAUCAUGGAGCUGGUGUUGGGGAAGCUGACCACCACCACCACCACCGGUGACCCCAGCCCCGGGCCAAAGUUCCCCCAUCAUCCCGGCGGGCCCAUCGCCCUCAAGAGGAGCCUGAUCCUGUCGAGCCGCCACGGCAUCCGGAGGAAGCUGGUGCGGCAGCUGGGCGAGCACCGGCGCGUCUACCAGUGCAGCCUCUGCAGCAAGACCUUCCAGAACAGCAGCAACCUCAGCCGCCACGUGCGCUCCCACGGGGACAAGCUGUUCAAGUGCGAGGAGUGCGCCAAGCUGUUCAGCCGCAAGGAGAGCCUGAAGCAGCACGUGUCCUACAAGCACAGCCGGAACGAGGUGGAUAGCGAGUACCGGUACCGCUGCGGCACCUGUGAGAAGGCCUUCCGCAUGGAGAGUGCGCUCGAGUUCCACAACUGCCGCACCGACGACAAGACGUUCCAGUGUGAGCUGUGUUUCCGGUUCUUCUCCACCAACAGCAACCUGUCCAAGCACAGGAAGAAGCACGGCGACAAGAAGUUUGCGUGCGAGGUGUGCAGCAAGCUCUUCUACCGCAGGGACGUCUUGCUGGACCACAAGCGGCGCCACCUGGAAGGUGUGCGUCGGGUGAAGCGUGAGGACCUGGAGCCCAGCGGUGAGAGCCUGGUGCGCUACCGGAAGGAGCCCUCGGGCUGCCCUGUGUGCGGCAAGGUGUUCUCCUGCCGCAGCAACAUGAACAAACACCUGCUCACGCACGGGGACAAGAAGUACACCUGCGAGAUCUGCGGCCGCAAGUUCUUCCGCGUGGACGUGCUCCGGGACCACAUCCACGUGCACUUCAAGGACAUCGCGCUCAUGGACGAUCACCAGCGGGAGGAGUUCAUCGGCAAGAUCGGCAUCUCCUCGGAGGAGAACGGUGACGACUCGGACGGCAGCGCCGACUCAGAGCCGCACAAGUACAGCUGCAAGAGGUGCCAGCUCACCUUCGGCCGGGGGAAGGAGUACCUCAAGCACAUCAUGGACGUGCACAAGGAGAAGGGCUACGGCUGCAGCAUCUGCCACCGUCGCUUCGCGCUCAAGGCCACCUACCACGCGCACAUGGUCAUCCACCGGGAGAACCUGCCUGACCCCAACGUGCAGAAGUACAUCCACCCCUGUGAGAUCUGUGGGCGCAUCUUCAAUAGCAUCGGGAACUUGGAGCGGCACAAGCUCAUCCACACGGGGGUGAAGAGCCACGCGUGCGAGCAGUGCGGCAAGUCGUUCGCCAGGAAGGACAUGCUGAAGGAGCACAUGCGUGUGCACGACGACCUCCGCGAGUACCUGUGCGCGGAGUGCGGGAAAGGCAUGAAGACCAAGCACGCGCUGCGCCACCAUAUGAAGCUGCACAAGGGCAUCAAGGAGUACGAGUGCAAGGAGUGCCACCGCAAAUUCGCGCAGAAGGUCAACAUGCUGAAGCACUACAAGCGGCAUACGGGGAUCAAGGACUUCAUGUGUGAACUGUGCGGGAAGACGUUCAGCGAGAGGAGCACCAUGGAGACGCACAAACUCAUCCACACGGUGGGCAAGCAGUGGACGUGUUCCGUGUGUGACAAGAAGUACGUGACCGAGUACAUGCUGCAGAAGCACGUGCAGCUGACGCACGACAAGGUGGAGGCCCAGAGCUGCCAGCUGUGUGGGACCAAAGUGUCCACGCGCGCCUCCAUGAGCCGCCACAUGCGGCGCAAGCACCCCGAGGUGCUGGCCGUGAGGAUCGACGACCUGGACCAGCUCCCGGAGACCACCACCAUCGACGCCUCCUCCAUCGGCAUCGCACAGCCCGAGCUGAGCACGGAGCCUGAGGAGCCAGCCGAGGGCAAGCAGGCCAAGGCACGGCGCACCCACCGGCGCAAGCAGAAGCCCGAGGAGGAGGCUGCGGCGGCGCCAGGGCCCGAGGACCCGCCCUUCAGCGACUUCUCGGACAAGGAAGCGCCGUUCACAGGCAGCGUUGGGGAUGAGACAGACUCAGCCGUGCAGAGCAUCCAGCAGGUGGUGGUCACUCUGGGUGACCCGAGCGUGACCACGCCCUCCAGCUCGGUGGGCCUGACCAACAUCACCGUCACGCCCAUCACCACGGCCACCGCGGGGACGCAGUUCACCAACCUGCAACCCGUGGCCGUUGGGCACCUGGCGGCCCCCGAGCGGCAGCUGCAGCUGGACAACUCCAUCCUGACUGUCACCUUCGACACGGUCAGCGGCGCCGCCAUGCUGCACAACCGACAGAACGACGUGCCACUGCACGCGCAGCCCGAGGCCUCCAACCCGCAGUCGGUGGCGCACUUCAUCAACCUUACCACGCUGGUCAACUCCAUCUCGCCGCUGGGCAGCCAGCUGGCCGAGCAGCACCCGCUGGCCUGGCGCCCCGCGCCGCAGACAGACGUCUUGCCGCCGCCGCCACCGCAGGCGCCCCCGCCGCAGCCCGCCGCACCCCAGGUGCCGGCCGAGCCGCAGCCGCAGAUGUACAGCUACUGACA